Molecule: messenger RNA, 279 nt
Organism: Microtus ochrogaster (prairie vole)
Lineage: Eukaryota; Metazoa; Chordata; Mammalia; Rodentia; Cricetidae
Product: keratin-associated protein 6-5
Exons: 1
Coding region: 1-279 (92 amino acids)
Source: RefSeq, a predicted model, not a curated record
AUGUGUGGCUAUUACGGAAACUACUAUGGAGGCAGAGGCUAUGGCUGCUGUGGCUAUGGAGGCCUGGGUUAUGGCUAUGGGGGUCUGGGCUGUGGCUAUGGAGGCCUGGGCUAUGGCUAUGGGGGUCUGGGCUGUGGCUAUGGCUCCUACAGUGGCUGUGGCUACCGUGGACUGGGCUGUGGCUAUGGCUGUGGCUAUGGCUAUGGCUCACGCUCUCUCUAUGGCUGUGGCUAUGGAUGUGGCUGUGGCUAUGGAUCUGGAUUUGGCAGCUACUAUUGA